Dissoconium aciculare CBS 342.82 is the source of this 2741-nucleotide messenger RNA. RefSeq names its product RabGAP/TBC. Gene Ontology annotation, molecular function: GTPase activator activity. NCBI's taxonomy places the organism in Eukaryota, Fungi, Ascomycota, Dothideomycetes, Mycosphaerellales, Dissoconiaceae. The transcript is spliced from 2 exons. Bases 99 to 2474 code for a protein of 791 amino acids. The record is from RefSeq and is a predicted model, not a curated record. Gene Ontology annotation, biological process: activation of GTPase activity.
CUUCCAAGAUCCAUGUGAUAGCAAUAGAAAGCCCGUUAAUCUUGCUCUUUGCAUGUUGCGAUCAAUUCCAUUCGCUUCACGUAAAUGUGCGACGAGAUAUGGCUUCUCGAACAACAGGUCCACCUUCACCUUCCGCCAGCUUCUACGAUGUGAGUGACGAUGACGAAGGCGGUUACAGUACAAUACGCCCCAGCGAUGAUCCCAGGAAGGGUGUCAAACUACUCUUUGCGAAGAGCAAAGUGUACAUGCAUCCAACCUCGAGCGCGAAGGAUAAUGUCCCGGGCGUGAUUUCUCUCAUGCAGCAGAAAGGCGACGCCAACUCUGAUUUUCUGCUGGCAUGGGUGCCGGAAGGCAGCCUACGAGAUGUCCGAGAGAAAGAGACAUAUGCCAAGGUUGAAACAGCCAGCAUCGACUCGGAAGAACCUCCAAAACAGUCCCAUCUAGUGGCUCGCCCGCCGGUGGUCGCUUCAAGCAGCGGCACUGGCGCGUUCGCCGUGCCCCUGUCCGACAUCUUCUCUGUCCAAAUUAGGAUACCGAGUGUUGGCUGGUGGUUUGGGAGUAUCAUUAUCAACUCACGAUCCGGGAGCAGUUUCCCAGCUCUAUUUUUCCACGAUUCCGAGUGUCAGUCUACCAUCGCAAAAAGGAAGAAGCAUCAGCGAGAGAACUUCAGCAUCAGCGAUAUGUUCUGGGGCGGAGAUCAAGUCGUUGAGUGGCUCAAACGAUAUGUUACGGUGGAGAGGUCAGCACAUGAGCUGAGCAUUUAUCUCAUUGAGCCUUCGGAAUCCGACAAAGUAUCAUUUGGAUCCGGCGGAAAGCCCACUCAAGACAAAGUUCGGAAUCUCCUCGAGGGCAAUGACUCCGAUGUCGCCUCAACGCAGAACGGGCAAGGCUCGGGACUAGAACAGGUGGUGACGGCACUGAAACAAGCCAGGUGGAACUUUUUGGAGACCAUGGCACAAGUCACUACAUUCACCAGGCGAACGGCGCAAGCUGUGGCAGAUAAUCGCAACAUACCUCCUCAAGUACGACGUUUGAUGCAAAACCCUCAGGUACAGACUGUAUCAGAAGAAUUUGACUCUGCGCGCAUCUAUCUGGCACGAUGGGCUAUGGGUAUUGCUGAGCAAUCCGAGAAAGAGCGUAAUGCUCGUAUAUGGCUUGCCAAGGACGUCUUACGCAUGGAGAACAGUGACUUGGGACAGUUUGAACUUCUCGAUCUGGACGCUCAAGGUGCUAGUCUUACGGACAAGAGGAAACCUGUGACUCAGAAAGAAUGGAAUGGAUUUUUCAAUAUCAGAACAGGGCGACUAGAACGAACCCCAGACGAGGUCAAAGAACGAAUCUUCCACGGCGGUCUUGCCGAUGACGGCGUUCGCAAAGAUGCCUGGCUGUUUCUACUCGGGGUCUACGACUGGAACAGUACCAAAGAUGAGCGACAUGCGCAUAUGAACAGCCUUCGAGAUGAAUAUAUCCGCAUGAAGGGAGCUUGGUGGGAAAGUAUGGUGGAUGGUACUGGGACUCUUGAGGAGCGGGAAUGGUGGACAGACCAGAAGAAUCGAAUCGAGAAAGACGUACAUCGCACUGAUCGACACCUUCCUCUCUUCGCUGGCGAAGACAUACCUCAUCCUGACCCGGACAGCCCAUUUGCAGAGUCAGGCACCAACGUACAUCUCGAACAAAUGAAGGAUAUGCUACUGACGUACAACCAAUUGAACCACGAGCUCGGCUACGUUCAAGGCAUGUCUGACCUGCUUGCACCCAUCUAUGCAGUCUCGCAAGACGAUGCCGUUGCAUUUUGGGGCUUUGCGAAAUUUAUGGAGCGUAUGGAGCGCAACUAUCUUCGGGAUCAGUCGGGUAUGAGAUUACAACUACUCACUCUCGAUCAGCUUGUACAAUUCCUUGAUCCACAGCUGUACGAAUAUCUCUCCAAGGUCGACAGCACCAACUUUUUCUUCUUCUUCCGAAUGAUCCUUGUCUGGUACAAGCGAGAGUUUGACUUUCCCGACAUUCUUCGCUUGUGGGAGGUCAUGUGGACCGAUUAUCUGACCUCUAGCUUUCAUCUCUUCAUCGCCGUCGCCAUCCUGGAGAAACAUCGCAGCAUCAUUAUGGAGCACCUGAAGGGAUUCGAUGAGGUCUUGAAAUACAUUCAAGAACUUUCGGGUACCAUUGAUCUAUCGUCGACAAUUAUCCGCGCGGAGGCACUCUUCCGACGGUUCCAGCGCAUGGUUGAGGCGAUCGACAAGAAACCCAACUUUCCCGCAUUAGAAGGUCGCGCGCCAUCGGUGCCAUCAUCACCAACACGCCCGAGCGGUAGUGCUGGCCCAUCGCACAGCCGCGGACCAUCGUCUGCAUCAACCAUGUCGAACAACGAAACGCAGAAGGUUAUCUCUCCUGAAUUACGGUCGCUUCUGAGCCGAACUAUACCUGUCCUCCCGAAAAAGGGUUCUGACGCGAAGAGCAAGCCCGCCAGAGCCUAAUGAUCGUUCGUAUCACCGGCUCUGGUGUUCGGCAAGAUGUGGUGGUCGUUAUUUGAGUCUUGCACGGAUGCAGAAUGCGGUUAUCCAUCAUCGUUAGUUGGUUCUGAGAUUGAGCUAUGUGUAUUUUACGAGCGGCGUUUCAUUCUGGAAAUGGUCGACAUAACGAUCAGGGUAGAGACGGCGUUAGCAUGCGAGGGUAAUCACACAGCUUAAGGGGUUGAUAAAAAUGAUAUUUCAUAACGACACUACGAUGACACGUGAAUUCCC